UCCACUUAUGUAAGUUAAUAUUUUAAUGUUUACUGUUAAAAUACAAUGUUAAAUGUGCUGGGCUUCUGUAUUUCUGUCACUCGAAAUAUCUACGGUAGUCAUGAAGAACGCACUACUUGAGAUUACGUCAGCGCCGUCCUUCUACACUGACCGUAUUUUAUCAAUGAGCGCCAUCUAGCGGUUACGUCAUAAUCGCAUCGUUAAUGUCUAUUGUUGCAUCAAUUAUUACAAUGACUAAUUGGACCUCUUAUUUGAGAUACAAUUUAAUAUUGCAUUCAUACUCAUAUUUCCACCGCUCGUGUUGCUUUUAUUGAUCGAUUAUAUAGCUUUUCUUUGUGUAUUAUAGUGUUGUAUUAUAGUGUUGUUUUAGUUUUAUUUUGUACAGAAAGUUUGUUGAACAGUUUUACUGGAGUACUGUUUACAACUUGGAGUAAAUAUGGACGACUCAAUGUCCAUCCAAAGAUCUUGGGUAGAGAGUUACCUUGAUGAGCAGAGAAAGUUCAUCAGAGAGUUCCUGACUCUCCAGGAACAAGGUGUACUUCACCCAUACCUCAGUGUCAAUCACAUGAGGAGAUGGAUCAUCUCUGAUACAAGGAAGGCCUUCCUGAAAAGAUUUCAAGAAAUGGCAGAAGGGACAGACAUCCACCUCAUUGAGCUGAUGUUGAAGGUAAAAGCUCACAAUACACUUCUUGAGAUCGAGCAGGGAGUUCGUAGAGAGCUGAGUGUUAUCCAAUGCCAACAUCACCAGUCUUCAGUAGAGGCAACCAUGGAGGGGCUGACCAACAAGCCCAAGCCACUGGUUCCUUCCCAUGAGCCUCUGGGGACUACAGCUGUGAUGAGUGGUGAUGUUGGAGGUGGUCUGUCACACAAACAGGCCCAACCUGAGGUCAGGUCAGAGGAGAUGCUCCAGGUGAAGCCCCUCUGCCAAACUGAGGUGGAGGUUCUGAGUAGCCUGGUGGACAAUGCAACUCAUGGAGAAGACCAGGAGAUGAAUGAUGAGGUCCUUGUGGCAAAACCAAUCACCACUGCCUUCUUAUCCACAGCAGUGGAUGUCAGAGAGGUCCAGGUGGGCCUGGUGGACAAGGAGAAGACGGUUGAGGUUCUGGACCAGAGCAUUUCUCCAAGGAUCCAAAAGGCCCUCAGAGACAUUGAGGCCAUGGUGAACUCCAGAAAGAAGACCAAGGUCGUGCCAAAGCAGCUUGUGGUACUUGGUUCCAACAUCAAGCACAUCGUCACUCAGGUGCUGUUUCACUUAUAUCAACCAGCCUUUCAGGAAGAAGUCUGUUUGGAGACAGCUGCUAUCGUGGACGACACCCAAGCUCUUCUGUGGUCUAUUCCCUGGGUUCAAGUCACAGAGGAGGAGGAGCUGUCUAACUCCCAGUGCAUUGAUACCUCUGAGGUCAUUAACACCCUGGAUAAGGUACUAGGCCCCAAACCACUGGUAGGAGCUCUGGGAAUAGGCUCACAGAUAUUGAGCAGGUACAUUGUUCAUCUUGUUGGCCUGUCCAUUGCUAAGACAGUACCUGACGUUUACGCUGCCAACGAAGAGGAGAGACAUAUUAGCCAGGAUAUGGUGAACAUCUGUCCUCUACCUGCUAAAUUUGUCAUCAGUGGAGAAUUAUUAGGUGACUUUGUGGUGAAGUUUAUGCUUCACCUUCACCCAAUGAACAGACUCGGCUCCAAGCAGCUCAGCCAACAGGCUCUCCUCUUACUGGUGGUUAAAAUGGCCUCAGUAGUAUUUAAUGUCUUGAGGAAGAUCCCGGGUGUUUCCGUGGAUGAACAGCUGUGUGCCCCCAUCUGCAACAUGAGACAGACGGUAUUCCACAUGCAGAAUGCCUUGGUCCAUAAGUUUGGCACAACAAUCCAAAUCAAGCAUAUGGUGGCUAAUAAGGAUCCGCUAGUCAUUUCCACAAUACCCCAGGCUAUAUGUGAGGGAAUCUUGACUGUAUACAAGGGCAUCUCUGUAACUCAUCCACUUCAAGUCACUGGCCCACAUCGUCCAAUAGCCAAGAGCUAUGAAAAGGCUAUGGAGACAAAGUUGUUUGCAGUAACUUUACCCGAGGCCCUGAAAAAGACCAUCUACCAUCAUUAUGGGUCCCGGGUCGGGAAACUGCCACUUUUUCAGAAAGCAUUUCCACCUCUGACUAGCCAUGACAAGUUUGAAUACAUCCGGCAUGUUACUCCGCCUCUCUCCUCCAAAAGAGACACAAUCUGGGUCCAUCCUAAAUACUUCUUUGGGGACGACGAUGAAGAGGAAGAGUCAUCAGAUAACACAGUGCCUCACAACCCACUGGCUCUAAAUGUCAGCAAGGCUGCUUUUUUAAACCAGUUUCCACUGACUGACAUAUUCCAGUCAAACACAACAGACUUCAUCGACCGUAAAACAACCCCUAGGUAUGUGCCAGUCAUGGUCAAUGUGCAAACAGGUGACUCUGUGGUGGCUAGUAGUAACCCAUUUGAUGUGGAAACACAACAGGAUGAAGCAUCAACUGGGCCUAAGCCUGACCCCAAACCAGUAAAACCCCAGAGAAAGAAUUCGGAGAAGAUCAAAUCAUACAUCAAAUCAGGACAGUAUUUGAAAGACAAACGUCUUUAUGAACAGGCCUUAUAUCGCUACAGUGGACAGGCUGUAAGAGACCAGGCUCUGAGAGAGGCAGAGAGAAACAAACCCAAGAUUAUUAUUGUUCCUCUGGUUCUAGUCUGGAACGUCUUUAAUUACGCAUUCUUGACCACGCGAUAUGUGCCGUAUGACAGUGGUCUUUGUAAUGAUAUGGUUGAUCACAUCCACAUCAAGAUUCAGAAGGAGGCACUUAAGUACAAGGACCACAGAGUGUUCAAAUCCACUCUGAAGAAUCUUGAAGAGGAUCCAUUGAUGAUGAGCACCUUUGUCUUAAACUGCUGUCAGUCAUUUGUAAUUAAAUACUGGAACAUCGUCCAGGACCAUAUACGAUCGAAAGAACAGCUGCACCCAGACAAACUGUCUCUGCUGGUCUGUGACCUCAUGGUGGGGGAGAUUAUGACUCAUCUGAGGCCUACCUUGACUUUCUCCAAAGACACUAAAGAUGGGGACAACCGGCCGUACUGCAUUAAUGUCCCGGUCAAAAGAGAUACCAGCUCUCCAGAUGAUGCAGACAAGACCAAGCUGGAGCUUCGCAUUGAGAAAGCUAGGGCUGACCAAAUGAAGGAACUUCUCGUCCCAUCGGAACCCAAAGACCACUCAUGGGCGGCUUGGAUGGAAAUGAUGGAGGAGUAUGAGCAGUUUCAUAAGAAGAAAUCCUGUUGGGACUGGUUCUGUGGACUGUUUGGCCGGAAGAAAAAGACCACGUUUGAAAAAAGAGUGGAAGAUUUUGAAAAAUACUGUCGCAGGAGCAAUUAGAGUCCAACACACAAACAAACCAAAUGAAUUGAUUCACACACAUUCGACUUCCUCUGACAUCAAACAUACAAACCAAAAUAAUGUAUAUACAGUACACAUAUUUACAGUUCAGCCUACCUCCAAACACACACAAACUAAAUGAAUUGAG
Messenger RNA from Esox lucius (northern pike), 3524 nucleotides. RefSeq lists its product as uncharacterized. Lineage: Eukaryota; Metazoa; Chordata; Actinopteri; Esociformes; Esocidae. The coding region runs from base 437 to 3376 and encodes 979 amino acids. The record is from RefSeq and is a predicted model, not a curated record. The transcript is spliced from 8 exons.